This is a messenger RNA of Beta vulgaris subsp. vulgaris (sugar beet), 762 nucleotides long. RefSeq lists its product as uncharacterized. The transcript is spliced from 7 exons. The record is from RefSeq and is a predicted model, not a curated record. NCBI's taxonomy places the organism in Eukaryota, Viridiplantae, Streptophyta, Magnoliopsida, Caryophyllales, Amaranthaceae. The coding region runs from base 1 to 762 and encodes 253 amino acids.
AUGGACUUCGAUGAAGAAAUGAAAGAGUCUGAUGAAAUUGGGAAGGCUGAUGUGGGAGAUAGUGAAUUCCAUGAGCGAGAAAGUGAUGGAAUCAAUGCAAGGGAAUCCCAAAAAGCAAUUGACCAAGAAGAAGGCUCGAUGGAGAAAAAAGGCGAAAGCAUGCUAACAGGAGAAAAGGAGGCAUCUAAUGAAACAGGAAAGGGAAAAACGAAGAAGUCAAAUAAAACCAAAACACCAAGAGGUCCUACAAGAAAUUUACAACUGGCUAAAAUGAGACCCGGUGAGAAGAUAAAGGUAGAUUUUGAUUUCAGUGGUCAACCAAUAGGUGUCAACAGAGCUAAGCUGUCAAGUUACUGUGGUUCCCUCGUCAGAGAUCCUAUGAAUGCGCCACUUUAUCGUAUUGAAGAAUUUUCACAAGACAAAUUUGAUAUUGGGCUGGAUGAUGUUAAAGAUCAAGAUGAACGUGAAAAGAAAAGAAAAGAUAAGAGGAAGAAAAAGUUUCGCAAAGAGGCUGAAGCAUCCAAAAAUGAAGCUAGUGAGGCAAAGAAGGAAGCAAACGAGGUUAAGGAGAAGAACGAAGCUCUAAGUAAUACAGUGAGAGACCUCGAAAGAAAUCUAGACUUAUGGAACGCCCUAGAAGCCUUCAUGAAUUUGGCUGGAUACAACAUGUCCGAUCUCAAUAUGGAUGCGUGGACCGAUGAAGAGGAUGAGGAAGAGCUAAUUCAAAAGUCUGAGAAAAAACACAAUGAUGUUGAAGAUUAA